Aspergillus heteromorphus CBS 117.55 is the source of this 1788-nucleotide messenger RNA. Its product is annotated as STE20 family serine/threonine-protein kinase. The coding region runs from base 1 to 1788 and encodes 595 amino acids. The transcript is spliced from 6 exons. Gene Ontology annotation, molecular function: protein kinase activity; ATP binding. Gene Ontology annotation, biological process: protein phosphorylation. The record is from RefSeq and is a predicted model, not a curated record. NCBI's taxonomy places the organism in Eukaryota, Fungi, Ascomycota, Eurotiomycetes, Eurotiales, Aspergillaceae.
AUGGACGACGACAUGGCGAGUCACUAUCAGAUGCUCGAGGAGCUGGGCAGUGGAAGCUUCGGCACGGUGUACAAGGCCAUUGAGAAAGCUACGGGGGAGAUCGUGGCGGUUAAGCAUAUCGAUCUCGAAUCGAGUGAAGACGACAUCCAGGAGAUCCAGCAGGAAAUCUCCGUCCUGGCGACAUGCGCCAGCCCCUUCGUGACGCAAUACAAGGCCAGCUUUCUGAGAGGUCACAAGCUGUGGAUUGUGAUGGAGUAUCUGGGUGGGGGUUCCUGUCUCGACCUGCUCAAACCCGGCCAUUUCAACGAGGCGCACGUCGCCAUUAUUUGCCAGCAGCUGCUGCUGGGCUUGGACUACCUGCACAGCGAAGGCAAGAUCCACCGCGACAUCAAGGCCGCCAACGUGCUGCUGUCCCACACCGGCAAGGUCAAGCUGGCGGAUUUCGGUGUCGCGGCGCAACUCACCAACAUCAAAUCUCAACGCAAUACCUUUGUCGGGACGCCCUUCUGGAUGGCGCCCGAGGUGAUCGAGCAGGCUGGGUACGACUACAAGGCGGAUAUCUGGUCUCUGGGCAUCACGGCGAUCGAGAUGAUCAACGGCGAGCCCCCGCACGCCAGCACCCACCCCAUGAAGGUGCUGUUCCUCAUCCCCAAGGAGCCCGCCCCACGCCUCCAGGGCAACGAGUAUAGCAGCACCUUCAAGGAUUUCAUCUCGCAGUGUUUGACCAAGGAUCCCGACCGCAGACCCAGUGCCAAAGACCUGCUGCGACACAAGUUCAUUCGCAAUGCGGGGAAGACGGAGGCGCUGCAGGAACUGAUCCUUCGGCGGCAGGACUGGAAUGCCGGUCGGGGGGCGACACGCAAGAUGAAGUACUACGCCGAGUCUCUGAACACCAUCCGGAACCUCGACGACGACGAUGGCUGGGUCUUCGACACCGUCAAAGCGCCCACGAUGAUCAUCCGUGACGAGCUCGACGAAUUCGAGAAUGAGGAGGAACCCCAGGAUUGGGUGUUCGAUGAGACGUCCGACAUGAUGGAGGACCUCCACAUCUCGAGCCCGACCGGGACCCAGCAUUCGAACAACACCGCCGUGAGACGCCCGCCCGCCGCCCGGGACCACAGCCCGUCGCUGCGGCGGGCCAAGCGCCGCUCCAGCGGAGUGAAGCAGCCGCUCGGGGUGGACAUGAGCUUCGGGAACACCCCCUCGACCGUCCGUCAGUUCCGUCGGGUGUCGGACAAGAUCGCGGACGGGUCGUACCCCUCUGCGUACUCCCUGGGCGGGGACGAGAACUCCAGCCCCAAGACGCUGUUCUCCGAACCCAGCAGCAAGGAGGCACAGCUGGGCCGUCGCGCAUACAGCAAGGCGGUCGGGCUGGCGUGCCAGGAGGUGUUGGGCACGACGGGGGACGACGAGAAGCGGGAGGUGAUUUCACGACUGGCGGAGGCGUGGAGUGACCUGGAGAUGGUCGACCCAGAAGGCCUGUACCACAUCUUGAAGUCGAUGACGGAGAAACUGCAAGGCGACCCGAAGCUGGCCAGUCUCGUCCCACCCGCUCCACCCGCGGAUUCCCCACAGCGACCGCGGCUGGUUCUGGCUCAGAGCAACCCACACCUCAAAAGCCACCGGCGACGCCAGAGUUCGGCUGUGCCCGAGCCCAGCCUGCAGCCCGUCCAGCUGGCGAAUCUGCCAGGCCAGCAAGUGCCGGGCAUGGAGCACACCAAACAGCUCUCCGACGUGCUCUACAACCGCUGGUCUGAAGGCCUUCGCAACCGCUGGCCGGGGAUGUGA